Messenger RNA from Micropterus salmoides (largemouth bass), 4520 nucleotides. It is a transcript of the gene inhbaa, whose product is annotated as inhibin subunit beta Aa. The transcript has 2 exons. NCBI's taxonomy places the organism in Eukaryota, Metazoa, Chordata, Actinopteri, Centrarchiformes, Centrarchidae. Gene Ontology annotation, biological process: BMP signaling pathway; SMAD protein signal transduction. Gene Ontology annotation, molecular function: growth factor activity; cytokine activity. The record is from RefSeq and is a predicted model, not a curated record. Gene Ontology annotation, cellular component: extracellular region. Bases 311 to 1639 code for a protein of 442 amino acids.
UUUUUCGCAGGUGGACUGUGAGCUGAGCUGAACUUUGCAGCUUCCAAACUUCUGAGGAGAGAACGAGACACACAGAGAGAGAGAGAGAGAGAGAGAGGAGAAAGACAAAGACAAUAAGAAAGAGAGAAGGCAGAGGAAGGUGAAUUUCAAACAGAAGAAACACUUUUCUUUCUUCAACCAGGACUGAAUUUUUGUUCAAACACAAACCAAAAGUUGACUUUUCUUCAUCUUUACUGUCUCCGUCUUUGAUUCUGCAUCCGGCAGCAUCACUAAAUCUGACCCAGCAGCCAAUCAGGCAACUCCUGCCACCAUGUCUGUCUUACCUCUGCUGAGCUGGACCGUCCUGCUCCUGGUCCAGAGCUGCGGCUCCUCCUCAGACCCGGCGUCCAGACCUCUGUCACUGACCGUCCACCCUCACCACCAGCCGCUGCCGGACGUCGCCUCCAGCUCCCACUGCCCCUCCUGCGCCCUGGCCAGGAUGAGGAGAAACGAAGGGGACGCGGACGACGUGGCGGGACACGACCGGGAGGAGGAGGCUCAGCAGGACGUGGUGGAGGCGGUGAAGAGGCACAUCCUCAACAUGCUGCACCUCCAGGCCCGGCCCAACAUCACCCGGCCCGUGCCACGCGCCGCGCUCCUCAACGCCCUGCGCAAGCUCCACGUGGGGCGAGUGGCAGAGGACGGCAGCGUGCAGAUCGAGGGGGAGGAGGAGACGCGAGGGCGGGGAGGCCGGGGAGAAGGAGGGGGAGGAGCAGUGGCGGCUCGUGUGGCAGACAGCGGCGACGCGCAGGAGACGACGGAGAUCAUCACCUUCGCCGAGGCUGGUGAGUCUCAGGGCAUGGUGAACUUCGUCCUGUCUAAAGAGGGCGGUGACCUCUCUCUGGUGGAGCAGGCUAACGUCUGGCUCUUCCUCCGCUUGGCCAAGACCAAUCGCAGCCGAGCCAAAGUCACCAUCCGCCUCUUCCAGCACCGGCAGCUCCCCAACGGCCGCCCGCCGCAGGACGACAUCCUCCUGGCGGAGAAGACCGUGGACACCCGUCGCAGCGGGUGGCACACCUUCCCGGUGUCGGCGGCGGUGCAGGCGCUGCUGGAGAGCACGGAGAGCACAACACUGAGCCUCAGGGUGUCCUGCCCACUCUGCGCCGAUGCCGGGGCAACGCUCGUCCUGGUGUCCGGCGGCUCGGAGACGUCGACGCGCGCCAACCAGCGGGAACAAUCCCACCGGCCCUUCCUCAUGGCUGUGGUCCGGCCGGAGGAUAGCGGCGACUCUCGGCGGCGCAGGAAGCGCGGGCUGGAGUGUGACGGGAAGGUCCGCGUCUGCUGCAAGCGGCAGUUCUACGUCAACUUCAAAGACAUUGGCUGGAACGACUGGAUAAUCGCGCCGCCCGGUUAUCACGCCAACUACUGCGAGGGGGAGUGCCCCUCCCACGUGGCGAGCAUCACCGGGUCCACGUUGUCCUUCCACUCCACCGUCAUCAGCCACUACCGCAUGAGGGGCUACAGCCCCUUCCAGAACCUGAGGUCGUGCUGCGUGCCCACCCGGCUACGAGCCAUGUCCAUGCUCUACUACAACGAGGAACAAAAGAUCAUCAAGAAGGACAUCCAGAACAUGAUCGUGGAGGAGUGCGGCUGCUCGUAAGACCGGGUCAGGAGAGGAGGAGGACUUCUGAACCCAGAGAGGGCGAGAAACGGGGAGGAGACGGAGGGAGGAGGGAAAGAUGAACAAGUGACUUCAUGAUCGCCGUCACUUCUUUUCCACAGCGCUUCGUCACUCCGUCACUCGGGGCGCUCUCUGGGAAUAAAAACUCUUCUCCGUCCUCAUCCAGCAGAACUCAGAAAGAGUCUCGACGGCACUUUCAGAAAAAAAAGAAAGAAAGAAAAGAUAGAAAAAAAAAAGAAUAUCUAAUAUAUUUUUGUUACAAAAGGAGGGAGCGAGGCUUAUUUAUGUGGCUGAGAUGUAGAAGCACCACUCCACCUGUCAGAUCUUGGAGAGACCAGGUGCCUGAAAAACUACUAGAUCUCAAAACUAUGCAACUUGUUUCACGUAUUACGAUCUUUUUACUUUGUCCUGGGUUUUGUUGUUUGUUUCCCAACUGUUUACUUUUUUCAAAAAGUACAAGGAAGAAAGAAGAAGACUCUUUUGUAUUAUUUUUGGAAGUACACAUUUGUGAUGUGUGUGUGUGUGUUUGUCCAUUCAAGUGUGCAUAUAUGUACGUUUGUGUGUGUGUGUGUGUGUGUGUGUGUGUGUUGAGAGAUACUUGAAGGAAACAAGUUGGCCGGCUGCUGGAACCAAACACUUCUUUAUAUGUUACCAUCGUUACCAUGUCGAUGUUAUAAUUAUUAUUGUCAGUAAGUAUAUUAAUAAUAUUAUUGUUAUUGUUGAUAAUAUUUUUAUGUGGCUGCAUUUGUGUUAUUAUGUCUGUUAUUUCUUUUCUUUUUUAAAGAAACGUUACAAACGUUUUCAUGUUUUGCACUAUAGCGACACUCGUGCUCAGAUUAGCCAGACUGAAGAGACCCUCAGAGAGACGGGAGCUUCCUGUCCGGGGUAGAGAUCUGAAAGGUUGGAUCCCCACAGUAGGCCAGGUGUAGGUCAAACAUCGUCAUACGUUGAGUGCAGAGUCUUGGAAAACACAAAAUGUCUGUUGGUUUCUGAAAGAUUCAAAGACUGAAUUUCAUGUUUACCGCUCUCUCUAAUCCUAAACUGGGUAAAGGUUAAAAACAAGUAGCUGCAGUCAAGCUAACACACAAGCUAAGUAUUAGGGCUGUAGCCAGGAUUACUGAGACACACUAUUUGUAUUUUUCAUGUUUUGCUAAAAUGUGUUUAACUGUUUAAUCACAAUUGUGCAUUUUAUUUCCAACAUGGAGGUCUAAACGUUUUGUCAAAGCCUUCUCCAAACUGCCAGAAAUAACAAUCUGACUGGCAGAAAUGCUGCAUAUUUAUUUGAUGUUUCCAAUAAAAAUACAGAGUACUCGAUCUCUUCGAUUCAUUUUAAUAAAAACAUUUGCAAAAUCUCCACCAAAACUCACAUUAGAAGAUAUUGAGAACUAAACAACAUGUAGGAUUUCUAGAGAGAAGUUUCCCCAUUUGCUCCAAUACAGCUGCAGAUUUCUGGCAGCUAGUGGCCGUUAGAGGAACUGCAGGUUAGGAGACUUUGGAGGCUUCUCAUUGGAUAAAUCUACAGCUAACAUGUUGGUGAUAUGCUAUGCUAGCCGGUCAGUUAGCACAGUUGAAACAUUUUCAGUCAGUACCAAGCGAAAAGGUAUAAACACAUGAAUAAAAAUAGCUUGUAGAGCAUGGCAUUGAUACGAGUGUUGACGUGAUGACUGAGAGCCAAUGAACUUACAGGCAGCAGCAAUUGUCCACAAGAUGCACCACGAACCUUCUGUCCGUCCGUCCAGUCAGAUGCUUUGAGGACUUGUGUUAAAGUGGAGAAUAAAAAGCACUUAGAGGAAUAAUCAAAAUGCAGAUUCGGCUCAUAAUUAAAAUUCUAAAUGGGCUUUUAGAUCUCUCAUAUCUCGGGUCCAUCUUAUGUCCUUCCUGUUAGCUUAAAUAUUUGGCUCUAAUCUCCAAAUACCACAGUAAAAAGAACAAAAACACUAAAAGCACUAGAACAAACCCCUUAAAACCAUGUCUGUAUCUUUGUCUCUGGUGGAUGUUUACAGCACUUAAACUAGCUGACUGAAGCUAAUUAGCAUUAGCCAAGGAAGUUGUUGUUGUUUUAAAACACAAAAUGCAUAAAUUUUUCCCUUGAACAUCCUUUAUGUUUUGUUAAAUCAAGAUUAAAGUUUUAAGGGAUUCGUUCACAGAGGCUCUGUCGGUUCAUCUUUUUUAUUUUUUGUGGAUAGGUUUUUAAUCCGUUAUGAAUGUGACCUCUGAAAACAAUUGUUCAUUAGGCUAAUCCCUCGUUAGCUGGUGUCAGACGCCUUUAAAACAUAUUUAGUGGGUAAUCAGUGGAGAUGGAGGAUUUUGGGAGACCACAAAACAUAUUGACUGUUUGCCUGUUUAAAGAAAAUGAAUCUCUUCAGGGAGACGUGAACUUAAAACCACCUUAAACCAAAUAUGGUUGCAACUCAAGAUAACUCUUAUUUCACAUGUUAGGGGUUAUUAUGGGGUCUGUGGUCUUAUUGGAUCAAUAUAAGUUGUCUUUUGACAUGAAUAACAAUGUGAACCUGCACAGAGCCUCCGUGCACCAACCCUCUCUACGCUGUGGCAUUUUAAACCUGAGUUAUUGGUGAAAUUCAUAAUAAAAUAUGUGAUUCAAAUGUUUUGGGUUGUAGUGAUAAGCAGCAAUUUAUCACAACGUAUUCGUUAAUUUUCCCACAGUUCACAGUGAAAUACAAGGUUUUUCAGAUGAUCCCGUUAGGUCAGUGUGUUUAGUUUGAGAAGAAACAUUUUGUUUUUGCUCUGGAGAAAACCUCCAGGGCCCAGUUUUAGUUUUGCUUUAGAACACCAAAGAGUCCAGUUUGUGCACUUGUUUAUGUGAGAGACAACUGUUGGAUUUAAUGAUGCAGAAAAAAAA